Molecule: messenger RNA, 555 nt
Organism: Racocetra persica
Lineage: Eukaryota; Fungi; Glomeromycota; Glomeromycetes; Diversisporales; Gigasporaceae
Source: the annotation of a GenBank genome assembly
ACAACAUACGAAGUAACUAACGGAAAUGAAGUUUAUACUAUGACAAGCGAGAAACCAGAUAAUCCAUUUUCAAAUGUUAUUGAUGCUAUACUUGCAGUAUAUGAAUGGUCUUCAAUUUCACUAGAUACUUGGAAUUUUUGGCCACUUACUAUAAUUAGCGUAAUUGGCAGUUUUAUUUUUGUGGUUAUAUUACAAAAUAUAAUAGUUUCAUUUAUGAGUGACGCCUUUUCAAAUGCAUUAAAAGAUAGUAAACGUGGUGUAUAUCGUUUUCAAAUUGAAUUGAUACAUGACUUUGCUCAUCUUGAAAAAUCAUUAGAAUUUAAUAAUUUAGAUUCUAAGUUUAAAGAUAAAAUAAGAGCGAGGUAUAUAUGUUUUUAUGAUGAUUCAAAAAUUACAAAUUCCUGGAAAGAAACAUCAGAAAAAAUGAAAUCAAAACCAUAUCCUCAAAUUCAACUCUUAAACAAGAGUGGAUUUGAAUCUUGGCCAAUUGAAAAUUGUAAAUUUAUUUGGAGAAAUGAGGAAAAAGAUAUUAAAUAUUGGUUCCUGGAAGAUUGA